ACUCAUUAGCUGCAGCGUUGCGUAAUCUUGGCACAGUUUGAUUUGUUUUAUUCCUGGGAACAAAGUCACUUUCUCUCUGAUUUUUACAUUAAUUUUCUUUUUCUUUUUCUUUUUCUGGACGUACCCCAUUUUCCGUGUUUUUUUGAGGAUUCAAGAGUUGAAUGCAGCGUCAUUUUCUUCUAUUGUGUGCACAUAAGAGAUUGGAUGAUACCUCCAACUUUGCUGAUGAUCUUCAAAUGUGCUGAUUAUAGAUAGCGCUGUGUGAAAAAGAGACGGACAAAAAGGGCAGGUGGGGGUUAUCACAUCUGUAGUCUAUUCUUUGGGAUUUUGAUGAUAUGAUGGCCUUUGCUUUAGGAUCAUCCAUCAACACUUUGGAAAACGUAUAAAGAAAACCCUCAAAUUUUGACAUCUGUAACUGAUGUCGGGAUUUUUGUGAUUUUGGCUAAAUCGUUAGUUUAUAGUGUUUACCAUUUAAUUGGGCGAUUUGAUCGUCAGUUUUCAUGUAAACAUUGUUUGACUAUCAGUGUUUUGCUUACAGUUGUGUUCAAUCAGUGGAAUUGGAGCUGGGGUUUUCGAUUAUCCGUUUACUGGGGUGUAGCCGUGUAGAGAAUUGGGAUUUGCAUAAUUGCAUUAUACUGGAAAUUAUUGGAUUCUGUAUAAGAUUUGGUUUUUCGCUGGUAACUGGUGAAUUCUGACUCCAAUUCGUUUGAAGAUUAUAUCUUUUGCAGAUUUCUGAUAUAUCACGUUCUUAUUACUUGAUCUUGGGAGGUUAUUCAUGGAUAAAUUUUGAUGAACUGUAUGGGGUGAAUUUUUUGUUACUUUGGAAUGCAAUUACUAACAUUCUAAAGACAGAUUUUGCAGAGUACAUUGUGGAUUUGGGGUAGAGUUCAUGAAGUAUUAUUGAAAUACAUAGAUUGUUAAUGCUAUGGUUGUAAUGGCAAAAUUUGAUUAAUUUGGAUGCUGAUGAAAUGGCAUCCAUAUCUCCAUCCCCAAAUUCUCCACCUUCUGCUGUUCCACCGGCUUCCACCAAUUCUCCUCCACCUCUGCCUUCCCCUCCCCGUUCUACCCCACCAAAGCCAUCAAAUGCCCCACCACCUCAGCUCAAUUCUCCUCCACCCACCAUUACUCCGCCACCUCAAUCCUCCCCCCCAACCAAUGUUGCACCACCUCCUCCAGCCUUGACCCCGCCUCCUGUGGCAUCUCCACCUCCUACUACAUCUCCUCCUCCUCAGCCUACACUCUCACCACCGCCAGCCAAUACACUGCCUACAUCUUCAAGUCCUCCAUCUCCAUCUCCACCUCUGCCUAACCUACCAGCUAGCACACCACCCCCACCUGUGUCUAAUCCACCAGCUAGCUCACCACCCCCAACUCCUAAUCCACCAUCUAGCUCACCACCUCCACCAUCAAAUCCCCCUGCAAGUUCACCACCAUCUUCAUCAACAAAUCCACCUUUAAAUUCACCUCCACCGCUGUCAUCUAUACCCUCUGCAAGUCCACCUGAGCCACCAAAGAAUGACCCACCUCCAGGUCCUCCACCACGAACACAAUCACCACAAAAUUCACCUCCACCUCCAUCUAGCCUUCCCCCUGUAAAAUCACCACCCCCACCACCAUCCAAGCCGCCUGAAAAUUCCCCUCCACAGCCAGCAGCCAUACCACCCCGGAAGUCCCCUCCUCCUCCAGCACCUAUCUCUCCUGAAAGUUCACCCCCACAAUCGGCACUAGUGCCACCCCCUAAAUCUCCACUGCCAUUUCUAACCCCACCAUCUCGUUCUUCACCAGCAUCUACCCCAUCUUCAAAUUCUCCCCAAAGGUCACAACCACCACCUAUAGUACUAACGUCACCACCACCACCUCCCUCUGUUGUGUCCUCACCAACAAACAACAACAAUUCCAGCACUAAUGCACCAGAAAGCUCCCAAUCUAGAGAUGCUGGAGGCACUAUAGCAAUUGUUUCAGGACUUGUCUUUCUACUGCUUGCCAUCUUUGCAUCAGUAGGGUGGUGCAUAUGGAAGAGAAAGAAAAAGGCUUCUGGACUUGGUGGCGGUUACAUCAUGCCAACCUCUCUUGGUUCUUCUCCGAAAUCAGAUUCCACCUUAUUGAAGGUGCAAAUAUCAGCAUCCAUCAAUGGAAAUGGCUCUGGCAGCGGUUUUGAAAAUUCACCACGUGAUCCUGGUGCCUUUGGCCAUUCUAGGUCAUGGUUUACUUAUGAAGAACUAGCUGAAGCUACUCAUGGAUUUUCAGGGCAGAAUCUCUUGGGUGAAGGUGGAUUUGGUUUUGUGUACAAAGGAUGUAUGGCAGAUGGUAGAGCGGUAGCAGUUAAGCAGUUAAAGAUUGAUGGUGGACAAGGAGAGCGAGAAUUCAGAUCUGAAGUCGAGAUAAUUAGUCGCAUACACCAUCGCCAUUUGGUUUCACUUUUUGGUUAUUGCAUUUCUGAGAACAGAAGGAUGCUUGUAUAUGAUUAUGUUCCAAAUAAUACCCUCUACUUCCAUCUUCACGGUGAAGGUGGACCUGUUAUGAAUUGGGCUACACGUGUACGGAUUGCUGUUGGUGCUGCUCGUGGAAUAGCUUACCUUCAUGAAGACUGCCAUCCCCGUAUUAUUCACAGAGAUAUCAAGUCAUCAAACAUCCUUUUAGAUAACAACUUUGAAGCUCAGGUUUCUGAUUUUGGACUUGCUAAAUUAGCUAUGGAUACAAAUACUCAUGUUACCACACGGGUUAUGGGAACCUUUGGAUACAUGGCUCCCGAGUAUGCAACAAGUGGCAAGUUGACAGAAAAGUCUGAUGUGUUUUCCUAUGGAGUUGUGCUUUUAGAGCUAAUUACAGGUCGCAAGCCUGUGGAUACUUCUCAACCCCUGGGGGAGGAGAGUCUAGUAGAGUGGGCUCGACCUUUGCUUAGUCAUGCACUUCAGACGGAGGAAUUUGAGGGGUUGGCAGAUUCAAGGCUUGAAGGAAAUUUUAUUGGUACUGAAAUGUUUCGAAUGAUUGAGGCUGCUGCAGUCUGUGUGCGCCAUUCAGCUGCAAAGAGACCAAAAAUGGGACAGGUUGUGAGGGUGCUUGAUAGUAUGGCUACCCCGGACUUGACAAAUGGAAUGAAAGUGGGGGAAAGUGCAAUAUUUAACUCUGCACAACAAUCUGCAGAAAUUAGAUUGUUUCGGAGGAUGGCAUUUGGUAGUCAAAAUUACAGUACAGAUUUUUUCAGUCAAUAUAGCUGUAGUUGAGAAGGCCAUCAACUGAAUGUCUUGAUGUAAAUGCGAUGCCAACUGGACUGAGAGGUACUCAAUUUGUCUGUCUUUGCAUCUGACGUAGACUUUAGACAUUCCUACUCUGGUCAGAGUUUUGUAGAUAAAAUUUAUUGUAGCAUUGAAGCAUUUUCUGUUUGUUGCAGCAAUUUUUCCCUGUAAGUAACAUCAAUUUUUUGUUCAGUAAUUACCUCUAUAAGUUUGUAGCAUUGAUUCCUUUUAUUGUCUGAUGGAAUAGCCUUGUAUUUUGCAGCCUUCUGUUAAUGUAUACCAUUGAGUUUUAUAA
Messenger RNA from Olea europaea var. sylvestris, 3531 nucleotides. RefSeq names its product proline-rich receptor-like protein kinase PERK9. Gene Ontology annotation, molecular function: protein kinase activity; ATP binding. Gene Ontology annotation, biological process: protein phosphorylation. Bases 969 to 3224 code for a protein of 751 amino acids. NCBI's taxonomy places the organism in Eukaryota, Viridiplantae, Streptophyta, Magnoliopsida, Lamiales, Oleaceae. The record is from RefSeq and is a predicted model, not a curated record. The transcript has 8 exons.